CCGAACUUGGAUUGUAGAAGUUGACAUCACCACGGCCUUGCGACUGCCUCAGAAGGUUAUGCUAGGAAUUCUUUCAGAAGAAAUGGCUUGUAGAAAUGUUUAGACCGUAGUUCGAACAACCAAAAGUGUUGGAUAUGCUCUUACGUUUGUGCGGAGAGGAAAUAAAGCAACAGACGCGCUUUGUAUCAUUACGUGUGCCGACAAUAGAAGCUCACAACGUUGGAUAUGUGGUUUUAACAGCGCGAGUCGAUAGCUCCGAACACCCUGCCAGCCGCCACCGUGCGAGGGUCGCAACACGAAGUUCGGAUGCCGGCGAACUUCGCUUGUUGGCGCUUGCGAUGUGGCGAGCUGCGCAAGGAGUUUGUCGGCGUCAUCAUGAUGAUGACGCCGACAAACUCCUUGCGCAACACGCCACAUCGCAAGCGCCAACAAGCGAAGUUUGCCGGGAUCCGAACUUCGUGUUGCGACCCUCGCACGGUGGCGGCUGGCAAGGUGUUCGGAGCUAUCGACUCGUGCGGGCAAGUGGGGGCGCCGUUGCAACUGCAAGCCCGAACUACAACAUGAUUGUUGGUGUGUUGUCAUACAGUAUGUCUUCUUCCAAGGGCGAGGUGGAGCCAACAGGGACCUCCGGGAAGGAAUCACGAAAAGAUUCCACGAGGCGGUCGUCUACUGCCACACAGGGGUGGUCGAACCAUUCGAGGUCGAAAUGGUUCAUCAACUGGUGUUGUGGAGACGCUUCCAACCCCACUGCGCAGCCAUGUGGUCCUGUCAUCUUCAUCGAUGACAGCAGAAGGCGUAGAGUGGUUGGUGCUGUCUUGCGGUGGGAGGACGCAAAGGGGGGACGGCGACAUUUCUAUAUGCAGAAAGUUUAUGGCGCCAAGGGCAACGUCGUUGCCAAUUCGAAAGGGACGUUGUUGGACCUCGAAUUGUGUGAGGGGUUCAAAGCGGGUGCUGUGAACACCCCGUUCUACAGAGAACUCGUUCUCGGGGGCGGUUUUGUUUUGGUGCGUGAAUUUUUCGACAUGUUGGAGUACAAAAACAUCGCUCUAGACGUCCCCUGCGACGUCAACCCAUCCCUGGAGUUGUCGUUGCCGUUGAAGCUGUGCAGCGGUUGCGAGUCAAACGGGGCAGCGGCGGAGGGCGGUGAUCUGGGUUCUGGUCCCGCCACUCAGCUGCACCAUGGCGAGAGCCGAGGUCUGUUCGACGACAACGAGGAUGAGGGGACUGCUCUGCCGUUGAGUGUCACGCGACGGUCUGUGUUGUUCAUUCCUGGGGUUCAUACUGAUGCUCCAGUUGAGCGGAAGAGUACGGGGCCUGCAGUACAGGUGGCGGCCUAUUCGGAGGUCGACUUGGAGGCGAGCGAGGGACAGGGUGUGGAGGAGGUGGACGCGGGAGGCCUGGGCUCGCAAGGAGCUCCUCAAAAGAGGAGGGGGGAUCGUCCAGACGAGUUCGCCGGUUCUACGAAGAAGUUAAAGAGCAAGGCCCCCAGGACUGCGGGGGAGAAACGCAAGGGGACCGAGGGGGAGCAGGGCCGGCAGGUUGCCAAACGACCUUUUUCGAUACAGAAGCAGCCUGAGUCUGGACCGUCUUCUCCACCGACAACAGGGACUCACAUCGACGUCGACGCCGGGUACUUCCUCGAGUACAAAGACGGCGUUCGGACAAAGCGGGAGUUUGACAUUAGCCCUGCGCAGGUCUGGAUCAUGCGGAAGAAGAAAGUCAAAAACGUGAAGCCUGGGGUUGCAUACAUCCAUAAUGCCAAGCUGGGCAGGAAGGAGGUCGUGUACAACGUCCCUGUGGACCCGCCGACAAAGAAAGGCAAAAAGAAGAUAGAGGAGGGCGAGUGGUUUGUGCAAGUGCCAGAGCCGGACGCGCAUUGUUGGAAAACGAUGGAGUCGCUGACAGACAACGAGAAGUGCCACGUCCUGAAGAAGGUGCUCACCUGCGAGGUGGUUUGGGUACAGGCCAGCUCCCCAGCGUUGGCGAAGCUCGGAAAGCUAAGCGUCCAGGAGGUGGUGAAUUUGGUGAAGUGCGACCGGGUGCUGGUGCGUCUGUGGAACUACUACCAGUUCAAGCACGACAAAAGGUCGAACGCGGAUUGGAGCCAGAGGUUCCCGUUCCUGAAAUCAAGGUCCGCAAUUUUCAGACAGUUUGAGAGUCGUGGUUUGGAUGUUGAGUUGUGGGACGGGAGCACGAAAUACGUCACUGACUCCUCGCUGUUCAAGGACUGUCCGCCCUACAUGGGCUGCGACGACGACAAAUCGAUCGAGGCGACGGAGAAGCUGGCCGGUCGCAAGAAGUUGUCCGUCGACUGGAGGAAUAAGGUCCUGUCCGUGUUGACUGGCAGUAGAUUGAAGAGUCGAGAGAUCGCGUUCACCGAAGGCAUUGUGCACAUAAAAUGGAAUGACACGGGCGACGUGACAUCCAUCGCGCCAUUCAGCAACGACCCCUUGGAGGCAGACAUAAGGAGUGCGGGGGUGAAGGAGGCAGUGGUUGCCACAAAGAGUCACACGUUCGUCCUGGAUCUGUGCGAACCGGUGGACCUGAAGCUUUGGAAACCGCAAGCGUUCGACACUCUUAAUUCCCAACUCCAGACGUGGUGUCCGUCGCAUUGGACGCUCCUUGUUUUUAUCCCGCGGCAGCAGAACCUCUCCUUUCUGGCCAGCAUGAACCAUCUUUCUUUCGUCAAGCUGCUGGAAGGGAAGUGGGUGAGGAGGAGUCAACAGAAGAAAAGCUUCCCCGUCGGGAACAAUUUGUACACGGAAGACGACCGGAUGUACAUACUCUUCAAAGGCGAUGAUUUGCGGGCCAACACGUUCGUCGUCUACGAGGGGAAACUGCCGGCAGGCGCCGCUACUGCAGUGCGGGUACCACAGAAGGUUACGCAAACGGAUGUGUCCGACAUCCCAUUCAACGCUUGCGUGUACGGGGACAUGGACCGCAACCCCGCCCAAUUCGUUCAGCUUCUCGAAUCCAUCACCAAGAAGGGGGAGGGUGUCGUCUUCCUCGGGAGGCCACACGCGCGGUCAGUCUGGGAAGUACUGAAGGCAGGACGGCACGUCAUCAUGAUGGAAGGGAACGCCGAGCUCUUGCAAUUUACAAUUGAUCUCGUCAAAAGUGAGGUCAAUUCGGGUGCCCACAAUUGCGAGUUCAUGGUCGUCACCGAGACUCGGGCUCGCGCGUGGAACAACAAGACGGACAUGUGGUUCAAGUUGAGUGCGAGGAAGCGGAACAAGAUAUACGACUUCUUGUUCCUGCAAACGAGGCCGAAGAGAGACACCGACGCCGAGUACGUGCACCGCAAGGACCACAUGUUCAUGUUGCUCGACAACUACCACGGCGCCUCCCGCAUGAACGCGAAGACCUUCCUCGAGAGGUUGCAGUCCCUUUACUUCGUGGAGUCAAAGGAGGAGCUGACGUUCGGCAGUUACUCCUCCUUGAUCUCCACGGAAGACGAGGAGACCACCGACAUCGAGUUCGACGCGACAGCGGACGAGGAGGGCAGCGACACCGAAAGCCUCGACCUGCAGUACGACCAACAUUCCGCGCAGCACGGUACAGGGUCGUCCUUGGCAGGUCCGUCGACAAGCCCAACGUCCCUCGUGUCGCCGAUGGUGAAACCAGCGCCUGGCACUACCCCGAUGAAGUUGCUGCAGAGAAUGCAAGCUCUGGCCUCCGGCCAUCGCUCACUGCGUCUCGGGUCAGACAUCCCGCCCGAUCAUCUGUCUUGGACGAACAUUCACUUCCUGCCUGAGCCUCAAAGUCGUUCCACGGAGGCGGACUGGGGCCAUGACAUGAUUUGGCAUCCAGGAGUCAUCCAGCCGGCGAUCGAAAAGGGUGAGUGGAUCGUGGCGGUCGCUGUCCCAGACGGAGGAUGGAUGCCACUCCCUCGCGGGUCGAAGUCUGACUUCCUCGACGUCGCUAGAAUUGCGGUCCUCCAGAAAGUGAAGGCCAAGAAUGGCUCUUUCGAGCCCGAAGACGUGUCCGUCAUUUCCACAGUCGGGCGAUUGUUCGCCGAACUUCAGAACAAGUGCUGGUUGGAGUUGACAGAGGACUACUACGACCUUGACACGAGCCCCUCGAAAGGAAGGGUGGACUGGAAAAUCCCCCCUCCCAGUGGGACGCAUGUAAGUACAGGGUCCCGGGGACCGGAAGGUGGGGAGAACGAGGGCGACGAGGCUGGGGGCGGCAAACGAGUCCCGGGGCGACAACAAGACGGCGACGAGGGUGAGGGCGGGUCUCAGGGCGACACCAUGACAGCGGAAGGCAGCGGGGGGGUGGCGGGGGAGGCCCUCGGGCGUCAGCAGUCUACCAGUCCCGGUCCGGAAUGCUCGGCACAGUCGGAGGACGUGCCCAAUUCAUCCGCCUGCUCGGUGAUGGCGGCCUUGGUUGCUCUCCGUGCUGGCUCGGUCGAAACGUUCAAGUCCGUCGGGAUCCGAACUUCAAUGCUUGCAGAGCGGACAGAGAGGACGGACGCGCAGAGCUGGUCUGGACCGGGGGUGGCGAAUCGUCAUCCCAAAAUAGACAGCGGUGAGGGACGGGACUUCGCCGCCUGCGGGGGAUCACCAACCGCUUCGGUCGGAGCGAGAGGGGAGACAGCGAAGUUCGCCGGGAUCCGAACUUCUUCAGGCAAGGCGUGUGGAGGGCCCAGCGACAGGGAGUCGACGAAGUUCGCCGGGAUCCGAAUAUCUUCAGGCAAGGGGGGCCAACCAGGGAUAUUGGUGCAGGCGGGAGGGGCUGCGUGCGGCGGGCGGGAAGCGCAUUCAUCGGGAAUCGACACGGGUUCGGGCGAAGUGGCUACAUUGCAUGCAGCGGAAGAAGGCAGGGUGAUGGACAAAGAGAAGGAAGUGGAGGAAGGAGACACAGGGGAGGAAAUGGAGGAAGGAAGGAAUGAAGGGGAGGAAGAAGAGGAUGAAGGAAAGGAAGGGGAAGAAACGGAGUUGGCUGGGUUGCUAGGAGGGCAGGAGGGGGGAAAAGGUGAACUCGAUACAGGAGACGACGAACGGACUUUCGGCGAUGACGAUGACAGAUCUGGGGAGUCUUCUGACGGAUUCGGGCAGCUGUACGGAGAACACCGCGAGGAAGACGAGGACGACGAUGACACGGCACUGGGUAUGGAGACACAGGUGGUCACAAGCCUUUCGUCAGAAUGUGAUGACUAUGAGGUCCAAGCAAUGACGUCUGCCGUCGAUCUCCAACACCGGUUCAACGAAGCUCGUGUAGCAGUCAGCCUGACUAAACCGAGUGUGCGUAGUGACAUCGAAGAAGUUAUCGACGACAUCCUGGGCGACCACCAAAUAUCCACGCAGCCGUCCUCAACGCCUGGUGUCGAGGACCCUCUCGACGUCAAGCCUUCCGGGGGAUCUGUCGUCGAUUUCUCGCCGACGAUCUCUCCGAUGCUGCCGCCGACCAUCGCCGGCGGAGGAGAAGGCGGGAUCGGGGAACGACAAGAUGUCACAUCCCCAAAAAAAACUACCGCCGGCACUCGAGCUCUCGACAUGCUGGCCUUGCCCGCGCCAACUUCGCCGAUUCAGGAGCGGAGAGACAAACCAGCUGGUAAGCAGUGACAAACGCCACUAUGUCUGCGCGCUAGUGACCGCAGUGUCUGUCAAUGCGCACGAGACAA
Chara braunii is the source of this 5626-nucleotide messenger RNA. Lineage: Eukaryota; Viridiplantae; Streptophyta; Charophyceae; Charales; Characeae. The record is from the annotation of a GenBank genome assembly.